AUGAAGUACUCAGAGGACUAUCAAAGUAGCAGUGAUUCUGAGCCUUCCCCUUCAUAUGCGAAACCUCGAUUCCUGUCUAACACACAGUUACAAGAGAAAAGGAUAAAUCCGUCUGAGGGUUUCAAGAAAGCUGGACAAGAUCUUAACAUCAGAAAUAAGUCUGUAAUUACCAAACUUUAUGACUUUACUAAUUUACGUAAGGUGAAAUUUGAUAAUAUAGCGAAUCAAAAUGUGUCUCCAGCUCCUGUUAAAGGUAGAACUUUAAAAUCGCUAAAUUUGAAGAAAUAUAGCACUGUCCGCGGCUACCAGUUCUUGGUCACUGAGGAUGAAUAUGAAAAAUUGUCUACUUCUAGCAAAAGCAGCGUUAGGAUUAAUGCCAAUAUCUUCAAUAAGAUACCCUAUCAUCGUCAUGUUUCCAAGAAACCCAAAGGCAUGUUGGAUUAUUGGACGGGAAGCGACAUAGUACGGGCGCCAAUUCAGGGAGUUCCUUUACUAGUGGAGGUCAAUAUUCAGGACAUUACAACAGCAGCAGUUCAUUCUUUCUAUAUUGAAAGUAGCAAGGUCCUAAAAGUUCCUAUUAGGAAAAUUCUUAAAGACCAGCGGAUCCGAUGGCAUCCAGACAGGAUGACAAGACGUUAUGAGUUUACGGGUCCUGUGACGCGUGUAAUCACACUAAUAUCGCAAGUCAUCAACGAGCUAUGGCUAGAGGAAUUGAACCAUGAUAGGGUAUAG
Eremothecium cymbalariae DBVPG#7215 is the source of this 732-nucleotide messenger RNA. RefSeq lists its product as uncharacterized. The coding region runs from base 1 to 732 and encodes 243 amino acids. Lineage: Eukaryota; Fungi; Ascomycota; Saccharomycetes; Saccharomycetales; Saccharomycetaceae. The record is from RefSeq and is a predicted model, not a curated record. The transcript has a single exon.